CAAAUACAGUGUAUAUGUUUCAAAAUGGCGUCCAGCGAAAGGAAGUCGGCAGGAAUGUUGCGAAAAAUUUCAAAACCUGUCAUUAGCUCAGAUGUUAUGGGAAAUAGAAACGUUGAAGUCCGUGCUGUUGGAGCUUGGGUUCAAGCAGAACCAUGCACUAGGCAUCCAGAAGCAGUUCUGGCAGCCGAGGAAGAAGAAUUGCGACUUAGGCAGUUACAACUGGAGAAACAGGCUCGACUGAAACAGUUCCAACUAGAGGUGAAGAAACGUGUAACAAGGCUGGAUAAAAUGAAGAAACAGGCACAGCUAGAAACUAAUUACAAAGCAGCUGAGCAUGAGAGGAACAUUGUGUGUCAGAGUGCGUUCUCGUCACAAGACUUUGCAAAGAAAGAUACAAGUCUUGUUCGGCCGAACACAACGCUUGAAGUAGAAAAAUUGAACAGAGGUCACAAAGGACAUAAAGACAAGAAGAAUCAUGAGUCUUUGGAAGGACAAGCUUUCUCCGAUCAAACCAACCAGGUUCAUCAGCAUGUGCGACAUGCAAAAAAGAAUCUGAUGUCUCGACAGGUGAUCACAGAUAAUUAUGUAGGGGAUGACCUGCCAGGUGGUGUGUGGAAAAUAUCAAGGACUAGAGAUCAGACACAGGAGACAAGAAAUCAUCCGUCGUCUAGAUACACAGUUGAUGGUCAGGAGUUUGAUAUCCUAGAUGAGAAUCUCAUUGAAAAAGUUAAAGUUGUUAAUAACAAAGCUUUUCAGUGUACAGAGGAUGAGGAUGAAGAAAUUGACAAAGAGAAUAUAGAAAUACUUAGUUCUCAUGGUCAGGAUACAGCUGAGAGAUGUGUAAAGUUUGAUCUGGAUAGACACAAUACAGGACCUAGAAAUGGUGAAUUACGUAGAUCAGCUCAACACACGGUGAACACAUUUAGUGGAACAGAUAUACACAGAAAUAUGCCAUUAGUAAAAGUUCCAAAUAUAUACGAGGGUGUGCAGACAGAGGAAGAGAAGAGACGAGCCAAAAGUCAGCAGGCUAUGUAUCGAAGACUGUUUAUGGACCUUGAAAGGGAACAGGUCAAAGAAAAUCUGAGGCGACAAGAACACCGCAAACGUAUUCAAAAACUGAAGAAGGAAAAGGAGGAAGAAAGAUUGAAGGAGGAACAACUAUCCAAACAGUUGAUUGAACCUCGUGACCCUGUUACCGGGGAAACAAGCAGGGAGGCCCUUGACAGGGAGGAGCAAGAAAGACAAUUUAUACGACAAACAAUACGAGAACAUGAGAGAAAAGUGAGGAAAACAAAAGAAAUGGAAAGGUAUAUAGAAGCAUUAAGACAACAGCUGAAAGAGAAAACGAGACGGAAGAAGAUUGAUUUACCUCCCUUGUGUUGUUGUGGUGAAACAAUCUGGGAUACCAACCCUGAGACAUGUGCCAACAACUGCGUGUUUUAUAAAAAUCCUAAAGAAUAUGGCCGAGCAUUGCAGGCAAUGCUGGAUUCCAGUGACCUUGCUUCCUAGAACUGAUAAUUAACAGGUUCUUAUAAAAAAAAUUUGACAGCUGACUGCUUUAGAACCAAAAAAGCAGAUGAUGGUAUUGGAAAGCUAGUCAGUUCUGAAAAAAGCAUAUGUUUUACUGAUCCUGUGAACACAUAUUCAACCAGAAAAAUGUGUUAAAUGAAAGAGACCAAUAAAAAUGUAACGUUUAAACUUUUUGUUUUUGAAAUAAACCAUGUCAGUGCAGUAUUGAUAUAGAAUUAAUUGAACGGGUAAGGAAAUGCGGUAAUGCCAAACAAUUAACCUAUAAGAAAGUUCGCUUUUAGAUUUUAUUCUUUUCAGUGGAACACCAAGCCAGCUUCCAGAUUUACUUCUACAUGUUGCAUUAGAGGCAGUCAAUGCUAGUUAUAUAUAUGGGUGUCUGUGAUAUUGUUACAAAAUUAAAUUUCUGGAAGAUUAUACAAUUAAUAAUAACAGUUAAAUACAAUAAGUAUGUUACAGUCUCUCUUGCCAGUAUACAUUAAUUUCAUAUUUUCAUAAAAUAUUGCAAAUUACGAAAGCCUUUUUAAAAGCUCAGAAUAUUUUUGUCAAAGAAAAUUUAAAUCAUCGGUGUAGUAGAAAUGCUGUCCAAAAUAUUUGAAUUGUUAACUUCUUGCUUUCUGUUAAAGAAAUUGAAUGAAAAAUGUUUUGAAAAGAUUCUGAGAAACCUGCCAUAUUGCCAGUAACAUCUAUAUUCUUUUAGAACCUCUAGUUUGUUGAGUAAAAAAGUGGAUCAUGCAGUUAGGAAUUUGUGUUAUUAUUUUAUUUAUGUGUGUUAGAGAUAUCUUGUACAUUCCGUGUGUGAAUAAACUUUAUGUGAUAU
Messenger RNA from Mercenaria mercenaria, 2347 nucleotides. Its product is annotated as trichohyalin-like. The record is from RefSeq and is a predicted model, not a curated record. Gene Ontology annotation, cellular component: centrosome. Lineage: Eukaryota; Metazoa; Mollusca; Bivalvia; Venerida; Veneridae. The transcript is spliced from 12 exons. The coding region runs from base 25 to 1509 and encodes 494 amino acids.